UGUUUAUUUCGUCUGUAAAAAAAUUAGUAACAUUGUUGUAAAAUGGGUUUAUUUAUCAAAAAAUUUCAUCUAAUUAGCUAAUUUACUGCACAUUUCCGUACAGUUUUUAAUCAAAAAGCAGUGCUAGUGAUUGUAAAUUAACAAUCUAAUCUUUUCAAUCAGUGGUGUGCUCCUCAUCACCACAAUGGAUGACCAUAGAAGUGUGGAGGACACUCCUGUGUCCCAGAGGCUGACUAAUGACGACUUCAGGAAGCUGCUGAUGACCCCGCGGUCCACGCCGGGCGGCGCGCACCCAGCCGGCUCCGUUCGGGAGGCUAUGGCCAAUUCUGGGUCUAUGCCACCGCCAGCCGAGAACAAGAGUGAGCUACGUCGUAAGAAGAAGUCUUACUAUGCUGCUCUCAAGAAACAAGAGGACACCAAGCUUGCUGAACUAGCUGAGAAAUACAGAGACCGAGCUCGGGAGAGAAGAGACGGCACCAAUGACAUUAUACCUUCUGACCCAACCAGCACUACUGGUAGCGCUUACAGAGCUGUAGCACCAGAUGUAAAAUCAGGGAUGGAUGCCAAAGAAAGGAGAAGACAACUCAUUCAGGAAUCCAAAUAUCUUGGAGGAGACAUGGAGCACACUCACUUGGUGAAAGGUCUGGAUUAUGCCUUACUGCAGAAAGUGAGGUCGGAGAUCCAGGUGCGAGAGACAGAGCAAGAAGCAGAGAUGGAGCGCCUCGUCACUCUGCCCGUGGAGCCCGUCAAGGAGAAGGAGAAGAAAGAAGUGCCCGUGGAAGAAGAGAUGCAAUUCAAAACCACGAUGGGCAAAGAAAUUUUUAACUUGGUAAUGGAACAAAAGAACAAGAAGGUGGUCCGCAACGAGCUGUUCGCGCCGGGGCGCAUGGCGUACGUGGUGCCGCUGGACGACGAGGCCGGCGGCGACGCGGACAUCCCCACCACGCUCACGCGCAGCAAGGCGGACGUCCCGGCGGCCGAGGAGCGCAGCGCGGGGCUCGGCGACCGCGUGCUUCUUGACAAGCUGCAGCAGAUCUUCUCCUACCUCAGCCACCCCAAGCGACGCGCCAAGAAGAACAAGGACAAGCCUCUCGAAAAACGUCCCAACGACGAGUCGAUCUACGGCGCUAUAGGCGAGUACCAGCCGGGCGAGGCGCGGGCGGCGCGCGACGAGCGGCCCCGCGCCGGCUACUUCGACAAGCCCGCCGAGCUGGACCCGCCUGACGCGCCGACGCCGCGCCGCCCGGCCGCCGACACCAAGUCAGCCCUCCUUCUCUCCCGCCUCGCCGCGGCGCCCGAGGGCUAUGCCGAGUGCUACCCGGGCCUGCGCGAGAUGGACGACGCCAUCGACGACUCCGACGACGACCCCGACUACACCAAGAUGGACGCCGGCAACAAGAAGGGGCCCAUCGGGCGUUGGGACUUCGACACCCAGGAAGAGUACUCGGCGUACAUGAGCAGCAAGGAGGCCCUGCCCAAGGCCGCCUUCCAGUACGGGGUGAAGACGCAGGACGGACGCAAGACAAGGAAGACCAAGGACAAGAGCGAGAAGGCUGAACUCGACCGCGAGUGGCAACAGAUCCAGAACAUCAUACACAAAAGAAAAACACCUCGAGAGGAAGGCAACUACAAAAAACCGAAGUAUUAAUGUGUUUUUUUUUUAAAUAUUGGUAUAUCUUUAAGAUAUGAUGUUGAUGAUUGUAUAUAAUUUAAGGAUUCUGUAAUAAUAAGUUCUGAAAAACUA
This is a messenger RNA of Plutella xylostella (diamondback moth), 1744 nucleotides long. The record is from RefSeq and is a predicted model, not a curated record. NCBI's taxonomy places the organism in Eukaryota, Metazoa, Arthropoda, Insecta, Lepidoptera, Plutellidae.